AGAAAGAGCCAGGGACAACAGCGUCACAUUAGAAAGACACUCCCGCUCUCUCUGCUGUCACGUCCGCUCUUUCUGCUCUCCGACUGUCACUGCCAACAUAUAAAGAGACACAAUCACUGUCAGAUCCCGGCACACCUGUUCACCCCGCCCCUGUGCCGCCCUGGGAGCUCACUGCAUCACCCCUCCUCUGCAGCUGGCCAGAGACCACACCCACGCCACAAUGGCAUGGCUGCUAACCUCAUUGUUCUUCUCCUCUUCAGUGUGCUCAAAGGAGUUCACAGCAUAUCUAUAGUCAGUAAAGUGUCAGUUGAAGCUGGAAAAUCGAUCUCCAUCCCAUGUCUCUAUGAGUCCCAAUACAUAAACCAUGUGAAGUACUUGUGUGAAGGACAUACAUGGGGCUCCUGCAGACAUGCAGUAAAAACAAACAAACCAGACCCUUCAGGAAAAUAUUUAAUUUCUGAUGACAAAGAACAGGAAUUUUUCACCGUUACUCUAAACGAGCUGACAGAUGAAAACACUGAUUACUGGUGUGUGGUGGAGAUUAAUAAUGGAGCAGAAUUUGGACAGUAUUUUCAGCUGUCAGUUAUCAGUGGCACUCCGAGUCUCUAUGUCGAUCAUCAGAGGAUUACAGGAUAUAUUGGAGGUAACAUAACCAUUAGAUGUCACCACAGUAACUCUGGAGAAAUGAAGUGGCGCAGGCUGGGCAGGAACUGUGUGACAGGAUCGUCUGGAUCCACAGAUGGAACAACAGCGACGGCUUAUAUGAGAGAACAAAAUGUUUUCACAGUGAAAAUGAGUGGACUGAAGUCAGAGGACAGUGGCUGGUAUUUGUGUGCUGAAGGGGACAUUCAGAUACCAGUAUAUUUAAAUGUUACAGAGAAACUGAUUACUAGUACUACUACUGCAGCCACAAACCCUACUACUACUACUGGCAGUAGUACUACUCAUACUGUUGCUGGAAGUGGAACAAUUACUACAGUAGAAGAAAAUAAAGAACACAGAUCUUCAUUUGACCCAAAGAUCCUCAUCAUCCCUCUGAGUAUGUUGACCUUGAUUGUAAUUGUGAUGCUGUACAUCUGGUUUAUAAUGAGACACAAGCAGAACAAAGCAGAAUCAUCAGUCACAGCAAUGGUUGGAGAGGAAGUAACAUACUCUGAAGUUAUAACCAAGAAAAAAUGUUCACCCAAGGCUGGAGACAAAGUAACAUACUGUGAAGUCAGACCCAAGAAAAAACGUUUACCCAAGAGUUCAUUUGCUGAAAGUGACAUGGAACUCGUGCACAGUUCUGUUGUUGAGAAACAGCAUAAUAAAAGGGCUGAAGGAAAAGAAACAAGUUACAUACAGCACAUUAGCUAAUCUCUACUGAAAUCUGUACUGAAACUUUUUUGCAAUCUUAACUUUCUCUCCUUGUGAGAUAAAUGAUGUAAUGUGUUAUGUGAUGUCAUCAACAUGUUAUGUAGUAAAUAUUUUUUGUGUUAAGUUCAUCUUGUUAUCUUAAAGCUCCUAAGUUGCUCAGUGUUUAGUCCUUUGUCUGUUAGGUCCUUUUGUGUCAUCACCCCUUGUGUUUUAGUCUCCCUUGUUGGUUCUUGUUGUUAAGUUGGUAUCAUAUCUGCAUCCCGUCAUGUUUCCUGUUUAUUUUGAAAAUCUUGUUUCCAUGUUCUGUGUGCUCAGUUUACACUUCCCCUGUGGUGUUAUUAUGGUCUGUUCUGUCAGCUGUUUGCUCAUGUGUUUCCACUUCCCUUAAUCUCCCCUAUGUGUAUUUUAGUCUGUGUGUGUUCUUUCAGUCUUCAUCAGAUCGUCUGUGUUACCACCCAUCUCGGCUUGUCAAGGUUUUUGACUUUUUGUUCUGGGCAUGUUCACGUUUCUAGUUAAUGUUUUUUGAUGUCAUGGUUCCUCUCAUGCUCCAGUGCAAAAUCAUGUUCAUAGUUGUUCAAAGUCUGUCCUAGUGUUCCCAGUUUCGGAUUUAGUUUAGUUUUCACCAUGUUGCCUUGUUUUGUUUCUUGUAAACAUUUAAAAGCUUUUGUCAGUACGGAGACGCACGGAUUAGUAAAUAGAUGCGCCCGUGUUGCGUGCUGACUUGACCCAAACGCGGCAAAGACCUGACAAUGGGUUGGAAGAUGCACGCAGUUUAAUUUAGUAACACCAAGAGCGCAAACCGCGGAUUCGGACAGAAAUCGAUGUUAUGAAUUGGAGCGGGAACACGCAGA
Molecule: messenger RNA, 2207 nt
Organism: Oreochromis niloticus (Nile tilapia)
Lineage: Eukaryota; Metazoa; Chordata; Actinopteri; Cichliformes; Cichlidae
Exons: 12
Coding region: 226-1356 (376 amino acids)
Cellular component (GO): plasma membrane
Molecular function (GO): transmembrane signaling receptor activity
Source: RefSeq, a predicted model, not a curated record